Molecule: messenger RNA, 850 nt
Organism: Salvia splendens (bonfire salvia)
Lineage: Eukaryota; Viridiplantae; Streptophyta; Magnoliopsida; Lamiales; Lamiaceae
Product: pathogenesis-related family protein
Exons: 4
Coding region: 1-711 (236 amino acids)
Source: RefSeq, a predicted model, not a curated record
AUGGAGAGUGAAAUGAAAGAAGCAGGGGAUAAGUAUAGAUCUUUUUUGCAUGAUGAAGCCAAAAAUAUAGAGUGGAGACACGGUGGCCCUCCCAUUUACGACGCCGUUAACAAGCUUUUCGAGGAAGGCCGCACCAAGGAAUGGCCAAAAGGAUCAUUGGAAGAGGUGGUUCAAAAUGCUAUCAAGUCAUGGGAGAUGGAAUUCUCUCACAAAACUAACAUAAAAGAUUUCAAGACUAUAAAUCCUGAUAAAUUUAAGCUCAUCGUCAACGGAAGAGAGUGGCUCUCCGGUGAAGAGACGCUGAAGUUAGGAAGCUACAACGCGUUGUUGAAGAGCUCGUUGCCGGAGGAAUUCAAAUAUUACAAAGCCGAAGAAGAAAGCUUUGAGUCGUCUCACGACGUAUUCCGGGCUGCACUUCCACGCGGAUUUGCGUGGGAAGUGGUGGCCGUUUACUCAGGGCCGCCGCUCAUCGCCUUUAAAUUCCGGCAUUGGGGUUUCUUUGAAGGCCCCUUCAAAGGCCAUGCCCCCACUGGGGAGAUGGUGCAGUUCUACGGAGUAGGAAUUCUCAAAGUGGAUGAUUCUUUGAGGGCUGAGGGUGUGGAGAUAUACUAUGAUCCAGCUGAGCUUUUUGGUGGACUUCUAAAACAACCUAUUGUUUCCAAAUCCGACCAACCUCAAAACUGCCCAUUUCAACACCACAAAACCACUUAAAUUUACCUUUUAAAUUUCACCUAUGUAAGUUUUUAUAUAUAUUGUCGUAUUUUGCAUUUCUCUUGAUAAUCAAUUCGGAUUAAUUUGAACUUAUGUAUAUGUAUUAUGUGUUCCUAUUUACUUCUGUUUUCUUAUGCUA